Anthostomella pinea is the source of this 282-nucleotide messenger RNA. The record is from the annotation of a GenBank genome assembly. Lineage: Eukaryota; Fungi; Ascomycota; Sordariomycetes; Xylariales; Xylariaceae.
AUGGAUAAAGACGUGUCCAUGUCCUGGUUUUCGCCAUCUAAGCUGUUAAACCAUCGCCUCAUCGUGCUCACCAUGAGGGGGUUUGGUAGUAUGAUCGGCAAUAUCAUUGUUCCGGCUUUCGUCAUCUGGGCUGUCGACCAUCUUCUGCAGCUCAUAGUAGUGCUGAAGGUCGGUGGUACCGCCCGUCUCAUGGCGCGGACGUUUAGAUGGUCGUCCGGGCUUGUCUUCGGCUGCGGGGCGUUUUCCACCCAAGAUCUCGUCACGCUGUGCCGUCGGUGUUAG